AUGAUCCGAACCAACAGAAGUGAAGGACGAUUAUGGCUGGGCAUUAGGAACACUGUUCUUUCACUUGUUUCUUCCGAUGAUGUAAUCAUGGCUUCAUCUUUCUCAAUGGCACAGACAGACACAGGUUCAUCUGAAAGGCCAACGAUAGAAAUGGAAUCAGAAAAAGACCCUGAUGUUGAAAACGCCGGACAGAUCCCUGAUGGAGGUUGGGGUUGGGUCGUUUGCUUUGCCGGAUUUAUGAUCAAUUUUACUACCGUGGGAAUGAUUUCCUCAAAUGGAAUUCUUCUACUUGCAAUGGUUGAUAUUUAUGAAGACACUAUAUCGAGAACAGUCAUCGUCUGUUCUGUAUUCAUCGGAAUAGUGAAUGGCUCAGGUCCGUUUGUGCUGCUUCUUAUGAUGUUUCAUGCAAGCCAUCGUCAAGUUAUUAUUUGUGGGGGAAUUUUUUCUACCCUGUCAACCAUUGCAAGCUUUUUUGUCAAUAAAGUUGAAAUACUUUAUGUUACGUAUGGCAUUCUCGCAGGCGCCUUCGUUGGUAUGUCCUGUUUUUCCGGCUUCGCUAUCGUUGGAUCUUAUUUUAAAAAGAAACGCACAAUUGCCAUGGGAAUCGCCAACAGUGGAGCAGGAUUUGGUGCAUUUGCCCUUAAUUACUUACUAGAACGAAGCAUUUCCUUUUAUGGUAUAAGAGGAACAUUUUUAUUAAUAAGUGGAUUGUUUCUGAAUUUUGUUGUAUAUGGCGCCUUAUGUCGUCCCCUCAAGAACUUCAACGUCAGUUUGAAAAAUAAGAAGGUAAAUGAAGUUGUAUUGAAAUCUGUGAAAAUGCUCCAAACAGAAACGAACUUAGGAUUCGAGCCAGACGAAGAGACACGUGAAAAUCAAAUAAAAACCAACACAAACAAUUCUGACGGAUCUGUGCAUCUUGAAGAGUCGGAAAACAGCCCCCCAACAAAAAUGACAACCACAUUAGCAAGAAAAUGCAGUUAUCUACGAUUAGCAAUUUUUAAUCCAGAUGUUAUGAAAAAUCAAUGUAUGCAAUUGCUAUUAAUUAUUUACGUAUUUUGGGCAGCCGCCGAAACUGUUUUGUUGUAUCUUCCUGCAAAAGCUGUAAACGUUGGUCUCUCAAUCGAGCAAGGAGCCUUAAUCAUGUCCAUCUAUGGCGCCAUGUUUGCGUUUAGCCAAUUUAUUGUUGGAAUUCUUGCUGACUUUAUUCAUGUCCCAACAAGCUACAUUCUGACGUUUUCAAUGCUCGUCAUGUCAGCCACAACUGUCGCUUUUACAUUCGUCCAUUCAUUCGCUUUUUUCGUCCUGUUCAUAUCCCUGUUUGCUAUGUGCAAGGGAUUUUCUUCUGUCCUUCGUGUUGUACUUGUGGCAUCCAUCUUGGGAGUGAAAAAGUUGGAAAAAGGUUUUUCUCCCUUGAGUCUUUUGAUUGGUGUGGCUUACAUUAUCUUUCCGAAUGUCGCAGGUGCUUUAUUCGACGCAACACAGUCUUUUGACGUUAUCUUUUACUUUGCUUCCGGUUGUUUAUGCGUUCAUUUUAUUUUCUCUUUCAUUAUUCUUAUCUAUCUAUCUAUCUAUCUAUCUAUCUAUCUAUCUAUCUAUCUAUCAAAGAAUUAA
Messenger RNA from Acanthosepion pharaonis, 1611 nucleotides. The record is from the annotation of a GenBank genome assembly. NCBI's taxonomy places the organism in Eukaryota, Metazoa, Mollusca, Cephalopoda, Sepiida, Sepiidae.